CUUCAUCGGUAAGCUCAUACUACGGUCCAACACCUUGUGAUAGGUUGUUCGUUACCAACAACAGCGACAGUCCUGCCUUAUUGGCUGUUUCCGCACCAGCCCUGCAAGCCAAGUAGGUAUAUGGUCUAUGGAAGCCCAACUCGCAGCCCCAGCAACAACGCACCGCCCCGAGUCGAGUGCACUAAAGGGAGACAUACGAGCGCCACAAGAGGAGGCCUACGCCCCCCCCGUGACUAGCCAUGGGGUCGGUACUCUCACCCUAUCUCGUUUUCUUCGGCCCUCUCCCGAAGUAGGCCUCCCUCACAUCUUCCUCUCCUACAAGUCCUCGGGGGCCAGCAAGCGACCAAAAGACAGCCUGCCCAACCGUCACCGCCGCCAUGAGGCCUCUCCCCUUGGUUAUGGCCGUGAUGGCCUGGACAUCGUCUGCACUUGCUCAGACCGAGAGGCAAGCAAACGCAACUUCAGACAGCGUAUCCAUUGCCGCGACGACAGGGUCGAGCGCCGCCGCAACACACACAGUCUCGGUCGGGCUACAGCAUAAUUUCGACCCCGACACGAUACACGCACAGCCGGGCGACACGAUCCGCUUCAACUUUUAUCCCAAGAACCACUCCGUCGUGCGCGCCGAUUUCAAGAAACCGUGUAUACCGUGGGAGCUGACCAACGACCCCGCCGGCAGCUUUUUCAGCGGCCCCAUACAACAAGAGACGCUACAGUCUCCGAUCCCGAGCUGGGAUUUAGAGGUGACCACCACGGAGCCGGUGUUUUUCUACUGCUCUGCGCCCGAGUCUUGCAUCAGAUGGAGCAUGGUUGGUGUUAUCAACCCGAACGCGACGUUCACGCUAGGUAUCCAGAAGCAAUUCGUCGCGAACUCGACGUUCCAGCUCAGUCCGGGGGAGGCCUUUCCGGACGAAUCGUCGCCGUCCAACUCGCCGGCCCCCGACGGCGGGUCGAGCGGCCCGGCCCUGUCGCCGGGGGCGAUUGCGGGAAUCGCCAUCGGCGUCGUCGCCGUCGUCGCCGUCGUCGUCGCCGUCGUCUACCUGUGCGGCAGGAGGGGCGGGAUCAAGAAGGGCUAUCGACGAAGCAACAUGACGGCCGUGUCGCCCCCGCAGAUCAUCGAGGCGAACUACAACGACGGCGGGACCAAGACCGCGCCCGUCGGCUCGCCGUACGCCGCGUCCGCGCAUGCCGAGCCCUACGGCUCCCCGAGCCCGGCCCUCUGGGGCUCCCAGACGGGAAGCCCCCAAAAUUCCUACCUAGGCCAGCCAAGCCAACUCAGCCCGGGGAUACCGCCCUACACUGUCGACAGUCCCUUGAUGCCGGGGCAGCCGCCGCCGCAGUACUUUGAGGCACCGGAUACGCAGAGGCUCUCACAAAGUCAUUCGGUAGUUCCGCCCGUGGAGCUUCCCGGGAGCUUGGGCCGUUAAGCCGUAUGAAGUGCGGCAAUGCCACGGAAUUGGGGAGCGGCUGUUGGGCCUGCAGUAAUUCUCGUGUCGGUGCAGCAGCGCUGGAUGGGCCCACGUGGUACUUGCGCUUGUUUGUCUGGGAGCAUGGCGUUUUGGCAUUUUCGUCUUCUUUUUCUGUAUCCAGCUCCAGGCUCGCAUACAGAUGAUACCGACAGGGCAUCAAAGUCUCCGCGACUGGAGGAAGUAUUAGAGUUAAAGGUUCUGCGGCGAGGAGUUGGGCGGUCUGCGUACCGCCCCCGUAAUGGCUGCAGAAACUCCCUUCUUUUCAGCCUUCCGCGGGGACCAGGUAGCUAGCUGCAUCUUCUCGUAGUCGACCUCUCAGGACUCUUCCGAGUGGGCAACAAAGAUCAACCCGUUAAUGAUACCUUAACGGCCAGUAAGCUGGCCCGCUAUUAUGUGAUAAGGCCUCAUAACAGUAUUCUAG
This is a messenger RNA of Durotheca rogersii, 1890 nucleotides long. RefSeq lists its product as uncharacterized. NCBI's taxonomy places the organism in Eukaryota, Fungi, Ascomycota, Sordariomycetes, Xylariales, Xylariaceae. The record is from RefSeq and is a predicted model, not a curated record. The coding region runs from base 378 to 1427 and encodes 349 amino acids. The transcript is spliced from 5 exons.